AUGUCGGUAUUGCAAGAGUAUUGCGUCUACUUGUUAAAGAACUCACCAUCGCAGGAAUAUACCGCGAUCAGGAUCCAUAAAAAGUGGGCUGAGAAUUGGAUCAAUGUAAGUGGUGUACAACUCCAAUAG
Messenger RNA from Funneliformis geosporum, 129 nucleotides. The record is from the annotation of a GenBank genome assembly. NCBI's taxonomy places the organism in Eukaryota, Fungi, Glomeromycota, Glomeromycetes, Glomerales, Glomeraceae.